AUGGGGAGUGGUGAAUCAACAAAAAGAUUGUCCGUUAAGAGAUCAGAGGAGGAUGAAAGUGCGGGAAUUAUAAGGGUAGGUUCUACAAAGGAAUCAUAUGGAAUUCACACUAAGCCCUAAGCAAUAUCUUCGAUUUCUGGAGGGUGAAAUGAUAUCAAGCUAUGUUGAGUGAUAAUUUUACUUUUCGCGAACAUAAAGCAGUUGAUUCAAAAUUUUUUAGGUGUCAGAGAGAGUAGUAAGACGCUUGAGAGGCCUAGAGGAUUUACCCCUGAAAGGUGAUGAAAAGGAGAUUAGUCAAGGUAAAUCACUGCUAAGCUUAGACAACUUUUUCACUCCCAGAGCCACUUCUGAAAGCAAGGCAUGGAGUUUUACCUUUGAAGCUGGUUUCGUGACUAGAAAAAAAUUCUGCUUAUGCCAACCUGUGGAAAUCUAAAAUCUUGAGAAUCUCUCUUUUGCAUCAUCCCCCCCCCCCCCCGCCAAACAAGAGACCAGGCUCCCCCGACCCCUCAUCAGUGAGUGGCCAUAGGACAAAGCUUAACCAACCGUGCCCUCCACUUUCAAAAACAAUCCAUCAAACGAUACCAACAAAACCAACAAUUUUAACAUUUUUACCCCGUAAAGGGUGGAAAAAGGAGAUUAGAAAAGGAAAAACACCGGCAAACUUAAAAAAUUUUUUCCCCCCCAGGGCCCCUUUUGAAAAAAAGGCAUGGGGUUUUUCCUUUUAAGCUGGUUUCUUGACUAGAAAAAAAUUUUUCUUUUGCCAACCCGGGGAAAUUUAAAACCUUGGGAACCCCCCUUUUGCAUCACCCCCCCCCCCCCCCCGGCAAAAAAAGAGAACAGGUUCCCCGGAUCUCUCUUGAGUGAGAGGCCAUGGGAACAAUGUUAGCCAACAGUGACCUACUCUUUCAAAAACAACUGUUCAAUCAGUACAAACAAAACCAACAAUUUUGAAUUCUGUUAAGCUUUCCUACAGAUUACACGACAGAAGAACUCAGGCUGAGCAGGGCCAGUACUAGUGUUAUUUUUGCACAUAGUAAAAACCCUUGUAUGCAGUGGUCCACUCAAAGCAAACUGUCGGAUCAGGAAUAUGCAACCUACACUAUAAUUAUCUUUGGGAUGUGGUGAUGAAAUAUGAAGGAAGAAAAAGAUCAGUGAUAAAAUGAGGAAAGGAAAUAAUAAUAAUAAUUGUCAUGUAGUCUCCUUCGCAGCUGCUCAGGCGGGAGUCAUGUCAUGUGGCAAUUUGUGGGACAUGGGUUCCCAGGCAACAAUGAACGCACAACGUCCCCAAAUUUGUGGCUUCAGAAAAUAUCCAUGCUCACCCCGUGACCAUUGGAAAUUUCAAGAGAGGGGAAGGAUCUUAGCUCAAAGAUCAGAAUUUUGAAAGGAAAGUUUGAUCCUAAGCCAGAAGUUUCAGUGGUGAGAAGAAGGGAGUUUAAAUCUUUCAUGGAAGAGUACCAAUAUGAAUCUUUUCUGGAAUAAGUUAUAACACAAUACUGGUUUAUGGAUUUGACAAAUGUUAUAGUUAUAUUUUUCCCAUAAAUCAGACCGUAGAGCUAAUGAUAGUGUUGUUUUAAUCUUUUUAACCCUUAAGAUGACAUCAACAAUUUGUGGGGUGAAUUACAGCAAGAGAAAGCACGCUUAAAACAUCAGCAUGAACAUUUUCAGGAGUUUAUGCAGGGUGCAUUUAAUGAGGUAAGGGUUGUUGUAGUUUUGCAACGUGCACUUUAGUGCAUUCUUGUAACUAUAUCAAGAAACUUUCUGGCGUGUUGGGAUCAAAAUUUGGGAUGGGAUACCUCAAAUUCUUAAAGCAAGACCGAAAAGAUCAUUAAAAGCAACGCUACUCGAUAUCCUUCAAACUGAAGACUCCUAUAUUGAUGUAGAUACGAUUAUUGUGAAAAUGAAAAAGUAAUUCUCUUGUCCCUUAUAAUUAUUAUUUUCAUUUCAUUUUAUUUUUUAAAAUUCACUCCAAUGUUUUCCUUGUAUUUAAGUAGAAUAGUAUGUAUUUACUGUAAAAUAUAUAUACUUAUAUAACGUCUAAUUUCUUUUUAUUUAUCCAGUUUGUAGUAAAUUAUCUAGCCUUGCCUGCCUUAUAUGGCCUUGCUAACUACAGGCCAGUCCCAAUGUAUUUUUGUAAUAUAUAUAUCCACAUUUAAAUAAAGUUGAAAGUUGAAACUAACAUUUUUUUGAAAGUCACAUUAACUCAAAAUCAUAUGCCCUCAGGCCAUGUUUAAUAAGAGCUGAGUGUGCAUUUUGUAGAAUGCACUAACUUUCAACUUGUUUACUAGUCAGAGCUUUUCAAAAAGAAAGUUGUUACUGUUUGUAGGGAAGGCAGACUGAAGCCAGGAGGUGGCAGGAAAACAGGGGGAAACUAGGAGAUAAAGAUGCCCCAGAAAUAGAAAAUCACUGGAGACAAUCCUUGGAAAAGAAAGACGCUGAAUCAAAAGCCAGAGAAAAUAAACUUCUGGAAGAAAUAAGUGUACUGAAGGAAAAGGUAAGUGCAUUUAAAGCAUAGAAUUCUUGUUAUGAAUAAAAAAAAUGAUGCUGGCAUCUUAACUCUUGAAUUCCCUAAUAUCAAAUUUAAAAUUGUCCUGUCUUGUCCCAUAUAUUUCUAAUCAAAGUAUUGAGGAAAAAUCAGCUGUUACUGCUACUGAAGAUGUGAAAAACUAGGUUUAACUAUGUUUUUUGAUCUGGUUGUCUUAGGUUGCAGACAAGGAAGAAAUCACAAUUGAAAAAUUUAAUCAAGCUGUGGAAGAAACAAAGAAAAAGUUCAGGUAGCUAUCAUUAGAAGUACUUGUAAUAAAUUGAGACAUUUGGUCCACACUAACACUUCCUCCUCAUUACAAUAAUAUUUUCUUCCUUGCUCUCAUCUUGUAUUGUGAGAAUGACACACCAGCUUGCCAAAAAAAGUAAAGAUCUAGGUUUUGACAAUCAGCUAUCGGAGUUGAUAAGCUGUUUAGGAAGCCAGUUAGGGGGCUGUUUAAGGGUUUCUUUUCCACUUUGUUCUUCAAGUUGCAGUUUUUUUACUUGCUUGCUCACUCAAUUUGCUCACAUACUUUGCGUACACACUUGAGGGAGUAAUAGUACUCUGACGGUCAGUACAAAAAAAUGGCCUGAUGUUUUACACACACUCUUUUUAUAGCCAACCAACAAAGGUUGCAGCUUGUCAGCACCUGAAAAAUGAAGUCUUAAACUGCUACAAACAGAACCCAACACAGGCUCUCAAGUGCUCACAACAAGUCAGGGAUUUCUUAAAGUGUGUGGAGUUGUCUCAAAUGGUGAGUUUGCAUUCUUGCUGCCAUAAGAUAUCUACUUCCAGUUUUAGGUAUAGUGGAAGCUCUCGUAACAUGGCGGGUUAGCUGUCAUCAAGAAGUGAUCUCUUUCAAACUAAUUUUUAACCGUUUGAGCUGAAACUUUGCGCAAUAAUACAAUUUUUGUAGAACUUUGUAUUUGUAUUAUUUAUGUUUUUGGAUUUUGGAUUUUAACGGUUUUUUUGGCACAAAAAUGAUGUCAUAAGACUGACAGUAAAACAUAACUUCCAACUUAUGCCAUAUCAGGUUAGCAAUUUUGAAAGAGUACUCAGGGAAGAACUUAAAUGUGAAAUAAUGUUUUCAAAACCUCAUUUGGUUGCGAAGAUAUGACAUUCUGAAUACCACCAAAUUUCUAAAAAAUAAUAGUAGCAAAAUGGCGGAAAAUACACAUUUCACAGCUCAAGAACUUUUCAACCAAUUAAGCUUUACAAAAUUAAUAAUUUUUUCAUAUUUGGGUUCAUCUCUGUGAGAUCUUUUAAAAGUUCUACUUUGUUAUGCCAUAAGUCGAAAACUGUUUUUUGCUGUCAAUCUUAUGACAUCAUUUUCCCACCAAAAACGAUUAAAAUCAAAAAUCCAAAAACAAAUGAUUGUUGGGAAUGCAAAGUUCUAUUAUCGUGCAAAGUUUCAGCUCAAACAGUUAAAAAUUGAAAAACUAGUUUGAAACAGAUCACUUUUUGAUGACAGCUGACCCGGGGUGUAAGCGGACUCCCUCGGGAGGCAAAAAAGGGUCGGUUUCUGGAGAUGACCGCUUACAAGAGUGGUUUUCAUAAGUGGCCACUAGGAAUUUAAAGGUUAAGGGUCUGCUUACAGGAGCUUGCCCAGCAACAAAUAAACAUUGGAAAUGCAAAAAUCUGUUUGUAAGUGUUUGGCUAUACUGUGUUCUGACAAUAUUGUAUUAAUUCAGUCCGCACAAGUAUAAAAUUCAAGCGGUGUUAUGAAGUGUAUUACACCUGAUGUGUAUGUAAAAAGAAAACAGUGAAACUGAUAUAAAUUCAUUGUGAUGAUCAGCGGUACGAAGUUGAUUUAUUAAAAAUAAUACAAAUUUCAGAGGCAAAUGAGAUUUCAUUUGAGGUAUCUGCUUACAGGAGCAUAAAAGCAAAGCUUUAAUCUUACCCGUAAACCCUGAAAGUGUCCAUGACUGCCUAAAGGAACGUCUGCUAACAAGAAUACAAAAAUACAGAGUUUGAAUGGGAGUUGAAAUGGGUUUUGUGAAGGCAGCCGUAAGUACAGCUGUCUGCUUACAAGAGUGUCCGUUAAGAAAGCUUCCAGGUCACUGUAUUAAAGAGUGUAAACUACAAUAAUAGUGAAAUAUUACAUUGAAAUGUCCCUUUAUGGGCUAGUUUAGAGACAGAGCAAAGUGUCCUUAUUGCAGAAAAUGUAGACCCUGCUGUAUGUAGCUCUGAUAAUUGAUUUUAUGGUGCUAGAAUCUAUAUAUUAUUCAGUUCAUGUCAGGUCGGGGGAAAAUGGCAUAGAGUCUUGUACAGUUUAAGUAUCCUUGAGAAAAAUUAAGUGUUCUGUUAUCAGUGCUGUCAACUCUCCCGGAUAAUCUGGGAGACUCCCGUUUCUGAAUCAUUUCUCCCAGUCUCCAGAUUAGAGUCUCAAAUCUCCAGGAUAAUUGCAGAAGUUUGCUAUUUCUUGUAGAUUCGACUUUCUGUCAAUGAAAUUUAAAAUGUUUUGCGUUGUUUGAGCUAUUUAACUUUUAACAUUCAACGUUUCCUCAGAAACCUUAUUAUGCCAUUAAUGUAAUUGGUGGGAAGUAAACCCAAUCAGGUACAAAUGUCACAAUUCCAACAACAUCUUUUUCGCAUGUUUUUUUUUGCACAAAUGACCUCAUGUUUCGUGCAUUAUGACAUCAUCUAUUAUCCCUUCCUUGUCAAUUCUCAAUAUUUGAAGAUGUUGGGGGUUGACAGCCCUCUUUUAUGCAUGGAGGGAGGUGUCCAUGUUAUGAAAAAAAAAAAAUAGAGGGGAACUCUGUUGAGAGAAGAUUAGUUGUUUUUGUAGACUGAACCCUCUAUUUUAAUAGUGUACCUUCACAGUAAAUCCACCAGGAAGUGUUCCCAUGCAAGCACUCUCAAAAUGCAUUGUUUUACUGUGUAGUUUGAAUCGGUCAUUAUAGGGCUGAAAGACAUAGUUCUCUAAACUGACCAGUCAAAGAGCUUGUACUAAUCUAUAGAUUUUCAUACUUUAUAAAUAGUAUUAUUUUUCUCCCAUAGGCUCCUCAAGAUGCAAAACCGUAGAAGUAUGAGCUAAAAGCUCGCUGGAAAAUGAAUUUGAAGGGAAGAGAGUACACAGAAAAUCAUCGAUGAUCUCUUAUGUGCGAGGGCAAGAACAAGCGGCUGUUUUUUUCUGCCUCCCCUUGCCAAGAUGAGCACAUUGUGAUAGCAACUUUCCAAUGAGUAACCUUUCUUUUAUUUUUUGGUGGAGAAAUACAAUGCAAUGGGAAUCGUUUCAAGUCUUGUGUAUUUAGAUUUUGAAAUAAAUGGUGACAACUUGGUUUUAAACCAACGAUUAUUCGUUCAUUUUCCGUUUAAUAUGUGUCUGCUUUCUCUUAUACCAGUUUUAAAAUGGAAAUCAACUUCUUUUCGUGGCAUAUAGGGCCUUGCCGUUUAGAAGGAUCAGUCCGCACGCCGCGGUCUAUUGAAUAGAUACCGGUAUUUAAAAUAGCGCAGUCGUAGCCACAGUAGCAAGAGGCAAAAGGGCUUCUAGAUUUGAAAAUUUUACUUUUGAGGGGGCGGGCGGGGGUGGUUGGGUACAUGUCCUUAGAUCCCCCUUGGCAGCUCCCGCUUUCGGCGAUCGCAGUUCUUGCGCCGAUGCCAACAUCUGAGCUGGCCACACCCCUUAGGUUUUUAUUUCCAAGGAAUUAAGAACGGAGCCUUGCCAUCUUCUGUUUGUGUUGCGGACUGUGCUUGAUAACAUUGCGUCUUCAGAAGGACUGCCUGUCAGAAGUAUAAAUCUGAGAUCAGGCCUAACUUUUGCGGCUUUCGUAUCUUCUCUCACACAAUGGAAAAUGCAGUAGAUUCCACAGACUUCAAGCUUCAAAUCGGAAAAACGACACAUGACAAAGAUCGACAUCAUGUUCACGUCUGAGAGUUUUUACUUUCCUCUGAUCUCUUCAAAUUAAAACGUUCUAUGAUGAUGAUAUUUAUAUAGAAGCCUUUUGAUUCAUUCAAUCGUUCCUCACUCCCACCCUACCCUUGACCCUACCCACCCCCAUAGUUUAUUUUGUCACGAGAGCUGCCGUCGCACCGGUGCCCAAUUUUCCCGCCAAAACUUUGGUAUGGUGGAAAAUGUUUUAUAACUUCACUGGUUAUGUACGUUCCUUUUUUUUGCGGUAAUUUUUCGACUUUAAAGCAACAUGAAAUUACAGAAGCCACCGGUUAUUGCUUAAAAAGAAUUCGCUCGUGAUUAAGGUAAGUAAAAUGGUAAAAAUUAUGUUGAAUAUUCAUCUCCAAACCUUAGUUUUAAAUCUCUUUUUUUGAGAGUUCAUGCUGCCAUGAAAUUUGCUACCACAUCUGCCAUGUGCCAACAUAAUUUGCUACAUUUUGCUGCUUUUCACAAUCUCCAUAUUUAAUAAGUUCAAAGAGUUUCCUGUUCUGUGUAGUAGGUUAUUGUAAAGCGAUUAUAAAACAGGCGUAUGAAGUCUUUUUGGAAAUGAAGACUCGUGAUAAUUUAUUAUUUUUUUAUAGGCUUACAUUUAAUUUUAGCUUAGCUCAAGCUUAGUUAAGGUUUAAAAAAGUCUAACCUGUAAACUUUAUUUUUUAUUUGAAAAUGACCAACUAAUGUCUUCCUAUAUUUCCGGUGAGGCAUUAAUGCUGUUAUUUCAUUAAUUCAGGAAGAAGGUUCUUGUUUAGCGUCAUAAAGCUGAAACGCGUUUUGAUCCAUUUUCAUGGAAUUCGGUCUUCAAUCGUCCCAACGCAGACAUGCCAAGCGAGGAUUUGUGUGAGUACAAUAACCAUUCAUUUCAUAUAGUCAGUUUUAACUUUGUGGACGAAUAAUUCGUCUUUUCGCGUUCAUGGUCAAUUAUAACUAGUUAUUGACGUUUCCCUGCUGCCAGAGGCCUCUUUUCUCUAGUGAUCCUGCCCGCCGAUAGCCUGCGAAGCGCAGACGAGUUUCCGGUCGUCGCCUCUCUUCCUCCGAAAAAUAACUAAGCCCGCCGAAUACCAGGAAAAAAAGCCUCUGCUGGCAGGGAAUAUUGACGUUGAAAGUUCGUGUCAUUUUAUUGAUUCUUUAACCAGGCUUCUUUAAUCCUUUGCUUUAUAAUAACUGAUUUAUGUUUACGCAUAUCACGAGGAAAUAGAUUUAUUUUUUCACAGUUAGAGACAAUGAGAACUUGAUAUUUUAGCAUUUUUUAAUACAUCCCAUCGAUAGAAGAGGGAAGAGAGAGGUUUCAAGGAAGGUGCCAAUAACCAGCAGCCGUUUCUGUUCAAAAGAACUCCUCUGAUUAACCGUCUGAUUAUCAUCUUGCAGACCGCCAUUUAAAGCCUCAUCAAGAUCUCUUCAAAUAGCACUUCCAUCACCACCAAUGCUGGAUGACAUACUCUCACAAACGUCUCAAAGAGAUUUCCCAUCCACGCAGCUUUUCCGUUCAAAUUCUGAGUUCUUCAACAAUGCAGCAAGCAUUGGUACCUCGACAGCAGCCGACUUGCUUGACAACGAAAGAUCAUUUCUGCACAGCAGUUAUAGACAUUCGAGUCAGAACCAUGAUAAAUGGAUAACUAGUGAAGCACAUAUUUCUAAUUCAAGAUAUUCGCAGCCGUCGCUGUUCAUUGACGAUGAAGAUGAUUAUGGAGGGGAUGAUAUUUUGCAUGACUCCCCUGAACUUUUCUCUCAACGAAGUGACUUUCACACGGACCUUUCUAAAGAUUCAGAAGGUAGAACAGCAAACGUGUGCAAAGCGUAUUAGUUUAACCUGCAUGUGCGCGAACGCUUUCUUUCAUUUUUCCAUUGUCGGAAUUAUAAGACGUCUGCGCAGACAGGCUACAGCUGAGGCCUAUAAAGUUUGUAAACUGUGUGUGUUUCAAGAAGUCACGAGCUAUUUCCGCGUGUCGCGAGAACUUUUCUCUAUCAUACUUGCAAUUAAGUUCUGUUCUAUUUUUAACCAUAAUAUCUCCAUUAGUUCAAGUUUAGUUUAAAUAGUUUACUAUUUGCUGACUAGAAAAUUCUAAGGGCAUUCAUUUUCCAAGAAGUAGAAAUAGGCUCUAGUUCUUUAACAAAAGACUACCUCUAAGGUUGUUUUAACUUUUGAUAAAGAGCAGUACAGCGAAUACAUGGACACCGCUGGAAAGAGGGCCACUUUUGUAUGGUGGGAAUACGAACUUGUCCCCUAUCAUACAAACGUCUGUAAAAUUCCGCGACUUUGUGGAGCUAUUCUUCGUUAGUUUUUUCGAACAAAUUGUCCCCACACUUGGCAGUUUUAAUGAUUUUGAAAGGUUGAAAAACCUGUCGCAGGAUCCAUCAUACUCCAGUGACCACUUACACUUAUACAUCGUUCAUUUAUUAGAAGUGUACUUUAAUUCUUGACAGGGUUAGCUUUGAAUGACUAUGACCUGGAUCGUGAAGAGAUCCAAGCGUCCUAUCAAGUUCUACAACCACAAUACAACCUUGGUACUCCAGGACAGCUCGUUAUACCAGGUAGUGAAAGUAUCUCACAUUGAAAUCUUCUUAAAUAUCUUCACCCUGUUCAUACUGCCUACGACAAAAUCCUAGUAAAAUACCAUGAAAAUAAUGUGUCUAGUUGGAGUUUUCUUUUUUGAUGAUUAAUACAAGAGAAGUUAAGGUUGUUGCUUUGGAUUCCCUGUGUCGCAACCUCGGGUGAUCCACAGUUUUUGGGUUCACUAUUUUUUUUAGGUCAGGAGACCAUAAGCUCCUACUUAAGUAUCAGCUUUCGGGGGAGAUCUACUGAAAUAUACCCCGCUCAGAAUUACCGAUAGAACUGAAUCAAUCUAUGUAUCUUUUGCAGCUUAUGGAAAUGAAUCUAGCGACGCAAGUUCCGUGAUUGGACUUCGAUCUGUCAAUGAAAUACGUAUCCUUUAAAAGUUAUUUGGAUAAUGUCGGAUUGAAUGUAGGACUGACUUUCUGACUCACACGACAUGAUACUAAAUAGUGAUAAGGAGUAUCGCGGCAUCCGUCAAUUAACCAAAUAUACAUUUUGUGUACCUCUAAUUAA
This is a messenger RNA of Porites evermanni, 9474 nucleotides long. NCBI's taxonomy places the organism in Eukaryota, Metazoa, Cnidaria, Anthozoa, Scleractinia, Poritidae. The record is from the annotation of a GenBank genome assembly.